Molecule: messenger RNA, 1704 nt
Organism: Brugia malayi
Lineage: Eukaryota; Metazoa; Nematoda; Chromadorea; Rhabditida; Onchocercidae
Exons: 10
Coding region: 1-1704 (567 amino acids)
Cellular component (GO): cytoplasmic ribonucleoprotein granule; nucleus
Molecular function (GO): RNA endonuclease activity; mRNA binding
Source: RefSeq, a predicted model, not a curated record
AUGCGUUCUACAAAACCAGAUCGAGUUCCAAAGAUUGAACGAGUGCCUUUAUCUGUAAUUUUUACCAAUGGAUCAGACAAGAUAACAGAACGAAGUCAGAAUCGUCUUCUUCGUCCCAUCUUUAUCAAUGGUGUUGAAGUUGGCUUCGCCUAUUCUAAAGGCGCAAAUGCUGUGAAGAAAUUAAGCGCACGUGGGAUAACAAUUGCCUUGUGGUAUUUUAUAUCACGUGGUCAUCAGGCUCAAGCACUGUUACCAUUUUGCUUUAAAAGCUACCCAGAUAAAUCAAACUACUGGGAUGAGCUUAUGGCUCUUUAUCGCAUGAAUCUGAUUGAAUUUACUCCAGGAUUUGGUAGUGAUAAAUAUAUGGAGGUAAACCGUAUCAUGGCAACUCGUGCUCGCGAAUACGGUGGUUGCAUGGUGGCACGAUCGCAAAUGCACGCUAUAGUUGAACAAAAUCCAAUGCUUGAUCGCACUGUCGAGGAAAAAUUACUGAUGCCAUCAUUCAAUGGAAACGAUAUUAUUUUUCCCAUUGAUGGGCCCCUCGGAAGGAAUGGAUGCACUCUUGCGGAUACACUUACAUGUACAAUCGAUGAUCCGGAAUGGUCACGUUGUGUCCUUCAACAAAUGAGUCUUCGUGACCAGCGAAUCUGGAUGACCAAUCUGGCUAAUGUCAUUCAAAACUCUCAGUGGAUAACAACUGCUGGACAAGUAUGCCGUCACCAGUCACUGCAUUUCGUUUCCAUCCCAUCAGAACAUCUGUCACUUGAGGAACCACAAUUCGAACUCCACCCUCCUGAGACGAACCCUCCAGAAAACCAUGGAUUUUCUAAAUUAAGACACCGGACACGACGAAGUCGCUUUUUUGAUGACAGUACACAUUACCGCCGAUCUGAUUAUAAUAACAGUUAUAUGGAUCGUUUUUCAAAUCGUCGCAUGAACUGGGCCUCGAACCGCGGCUUUUUCGAUACAAAUCAUUAUUUUGUACCUUCAUAUCGACAAAAUCCACGUAGUUAUGAUGAAAAAAAAGUGAGCUACAUUGGUCGUCCGAAUUCGAUUUAUCGUUUAAAUGUUCCGUCACGCACUCCGGCUGAUAAUGAUUUCAAAAAUGGUGAACUUACCAACACAGACAAAACGGGAGCAGCCAAUAAUCGUAUUCGUCUCAGCAAUGUUUUUGGACAUAGUAAAGAUAAGCCAAUCUCUGACCGGGACCCAAACUUAUUCGAAGCAAAGGAUAACUUCAAUAAACUUGUCCAAACAGUGGAAGUAAUUGAACACGAAGAGAGGGACGAACACGGUAGUAAGAAAAAUGUGGAUAAGAAACAGGAGCAAAAAAAAGAGCAAGGGGAGGAAAAGGAUAGGAAGAAAGAAAAAGGAGAGUUGCUAGAGGGUAAUGCUUCUCCAAAAAAGACCAAAAAACAUUUGGUAGAAGAUAGAGAAGGUUCCAGUUCUGGCCAUCAUGACACCGAGAGGGAUCGUCAACUUGUAACACCGUGUGAUGACACUACUGUAUCCUCCGUCGUUGGUGCUCAGCUGCAAUUGGAAAUUGCAUUCCAGAAUGAAAUUGUCAUCUGUUCCAGUUCUAAUGAUGCUGAAUCUGUUGCUGUUGGGGCGGUUAGUUAUGAUAAUGAGAAUGACCUAAUUCACUUCUCAGACUCUGAAUUGGACAAUGAUGAUCCCCUUAGUGAAGCCGAAAUAUUGAUGUAA